Mangifera indica (mango) is the source of this 2010-nucleotide messenger RNA. RefSeq names its product casein kinase 1-like protein 2. Gene Ontology annotation, molecular function: protein serine/threonine kinase activity; ATP binding. Gene Ontology annotation, biological process: peptidyl-serine phosphorylation; endocytosis; signal transduction. The transcript is spliced from 14 exons. Lineage: Eukaryota; Viridiplantae; Streptophyta; Magnoliopsida; Sapindales; Anacardiaceae. Gene Ontology annotation, cellular component: nucleus; cytoplasm. The record is from RefSeq and is a predicted model, not a curated record. The coding region runs from base 296 to 1711 and encodes 471 amino acids.
CUCAAUCAACAACUAUGCUUCCCAUUUCUCUUUCUCUCUCGCUCUCUCUCUAAGUGUCUAGAGAGAGAAAAUGUCAACUUUAAUUCUACCCAUGUACCCAAACUUUGUAAACCUCCGAUAAUAAUCGGAGGAAUUUCAAAGUUGUGCGAUCAGAAUUGAUUACAGGAAAGGCUUGUUUUCGAUGGUUUGAUUGACUGGGUUAUUUCUUGUCUUAUUUUUGUAUCUGGGUAACUUUUAAUUUUUAAGGUUCCGGGUUCUUUUUUGUGGUAUAAAAAGUAGGGUUGGAAUUCUGAUUAUGGAACCACGAGUUGGGAACAAUUUUCGGUUGGGGAGGAAGAUUGGUAGUGGUUCUUUUGGGGAGAUCUAUCUGGGUACUAAUAGUCAGACUAAUGAAGAAGUUGCAAUCAAGCUUGAAAAUAUCAAGACAAAGCAUCCUCAGCUUCAGUAUGAAUUCAAGUUGUAUAAAAUACUACAGGGAGGAACUGGAAUUCCAAAUGUGAAAUGGUAUGGUGUUGAAGGAGACUAUAAUGUCCUAGUGAUGGAUUUAUUGGGGCCAAGCCUUGAAGAUUUAUUUAACUUCUGCAGUAGAAAGCUGUCUCUCAAAACUGUUCUCAUGCUUGCAGAUCAAAUGAUCAACCGGGUUGAAUUUGUUCAUUCCAAGUCAUUUCUGCAUCGAGAUAUUAAACCUGACAAUUUCCUCAUGGGUUUAGGGAGACGUGCAAAUCAGGUCUAUGUCAUUGACUUUGGUCUUGCUAAGAGAUAUAGAGACACUGCUACACAUCAGCAUAUUCCAUACAGAGAAAAUAAGAAUUUAACGGGAACUGCAAGAUAUGCCAGCAUGAACACGCACCUUGGCAUUGAACAAAGUCGCAGGGAUGACUUAGAAUCACUUGGAUAUGUUCUGAUGUAUUUCUUAAGAGGAAGUCUUCCAUGGCAAGGAUUAAAAGCUGGCACUAAGAAGCAGAAGUAUGAGAAAAUCAGCGAGAAGAAAGUAUCAACUUCUAUUGAGGCCUUAUGUCGGGGUUAUCCUACAGAGUUUGCAUCCUACUUCCACUACUGCCGGUCACUGCGAUUUGAUGAUAAGCCAGACUAUCCUUAUUUGAAGAGAAUCUUCCGUGACCUUUUUAUUCGUGAAGGUUUCCAGUUUGACUAUGUAUUUGAUUGGACAAUUUUGAAGUAUCAACAAGCACAGAUUUCUAAUCCUCCUGCUCGUGCACUUGAACCUGGUGCUGGACCAAGCUCUGGCAUGCCUCUUGGUGUUGGUAACAUCGACAGGCAAGCAGGUGGGGAAGAAAGUAGGCAUACUGGUUGGUCCGCAUCAGAUUCCAAUCGCAGGAGGAACUCUGGACCACUUGGGAAUUCUGCAAACUUAUCAAAGCGAAAAAGUCCAGUUUCAAAUGAUCCUGCACAUUCUAAGGAGGCUUUGGCAUCCAGUUAUAGUUUCUUGAGGUCAGGCGGAUCAUCGAGGAGAGCUGCAAUCUCUGGUCGUGAUGCAGUUGUCUUUGGGAGUGAAGUUGACCCUCACAUAACAGAUGCCAACGCAGGAACAUUUCAAAAGAUUACUAGUGGGCAAAGAAGGUCACCUGUUGUGUCAUUGGAAAACCGUCACACAAGUUCUGGUAGAAUUACUUCAAACAUAAGGAACUUUGAGUCCACUCUUAGAGGCAUCGAGAGCCUGAAUUUCAAUAAUGAUGAGAGGGUACAAUAUUAGCAGGCAUACUUCCAGAAUCUUACCUGAUGUAAAUUUUAAACCGGUAUACUUUGUUACGAUAUAUGGAGUGGCAUGUGUUGUUUGUGUAAUUUGUGUAAGUCAAGUGGAACUGUGAAAAACUACCUGGGUAAAAUGCUUGUCUAAAUACCCAGUUCAAAGGCUUCCAUCAAAUUACAGUUUGAGUUCAUUUUCUCACGCCAAGGCUGAGCCUUGUGUUUGUAAUCGCUUCUGUCUUUGUGCAUAUUUUGGCUCAUGUAAAAGCUCUCUUGAAAAUGACAAAACUUCGAGAUUACCUGUCA